CACAGGAGAACAAUGCAUUGCUAAAACUGAAGUGGUGGGCUUCAACCCUUCUCCUCUUCUGUCAUCUUAUAAGAUUAAGUAACUUUUGAAACACUGAUCUACAUGUUCACCCCCACUGUCUGUUUCUGAAAUGCAAGAAUAUAAAUAUAUUUUCCAGUCUGGGAUUCUGUGACAACGACAUGUCAUUUAUUUUGAAAUGUUCAUUCAUGCUUAGGCCGUUAGAGUCCCUCAUAUUUUGUCUCUGACUGAACGGAGAAGACUGUUUAUUAUUUAUAAGUAUUCUAUAUUAUGUGUCCAUUUAAUAUGGAGCUAUGCAAUUAUGCAAUUGUGGCAGCUUAAGAGAGGGAUAAGGAACUAUUAUUACAACCACUUCUUUGUCAUCCAGCAGAUCAUUUAAACAAUGUUGAUUUUUCUCUCCUGAACAAUCGUCACUUGUCUCUAAUGGGGGAAAAUAAGAGUGAAAUGUAUGGCCAGCCCAACUGCAUGCAGCAGGCCAGAAGUCUGUCAUGUGAUAUAUAUCAUAUGGCAUUGAUCCUUAAACAUUACUUACAGUGCAUCCAAUGUAUGCAUUUUAUAUAUAUAUUUCUUCAACUUCAGGCACUUUUAACACUGUGAACUUCUUGAAAGUAAAGACAGGAUAAAACAUUAAACACUCUAUUUAGUUUUUAAUUUAUCUACUAUUAAUGUCCAACAAAAUAUGCGUAUGCAUCACAGGAGAUUUGUGUCAUUUUUUCUGAAAGUCAUGACAUUUCCAACCACAGUGGCAUUUCAAGAACAUCUUAAAUUUUCUAUUGUGUUUAAUUGAAUUCUGUGGUGGAAAUUAUGCUGAUGGAAAGUACAUUUCUCUUGUUUUUGAUAUAAAAUGGUUUUGACUCCUUUGUCAUGCUAAGCAUGAUUAUACAUUUUAUGUAUCCUAAAUACACAUAUUUAAAUAAAAUUUGUAUAGUUUUGCGUAAUUAUGCAAAAUUACAGCUUAAUGGGAAAUGGCACCCAAUUUAAAAUAUUGUACUCACUAGUGAUAUUUACCAUGAUUUUUGUUCUUCAAACAAUUUCAUCACAAGGAUGCUAUUCAGUCGACUUAGUACACUAACACUAACGUACACUAACUUAAAAAAAAAACUAAAAAACUUUAGGGUCAAAAUAGUUUUGGCAAGGUGGCAAUGAUGCCACAACUGUGGGAAUAUUUUCAGAUUUUUUAUUUAUAGAAAUCAAUUUCACACAAUAAAUGUCAAAGUGUUUGGUUAUUUCAAUCUUUGUUUAGAUUCUAACAGUUUAUAUGUAACAAUUACUAUUUUAUAAUGGAUUUUCAUAAUGUAAUACUUAAAGUCUGUGUGUAGGAGAAGGCUAAAUCAGACAAAUAUGUAAUUAAAAGGCAUUUGAAAAUUGCCCCCCAAAAAUUAUAAAUGCCUGAUAAAAAGUUUAAAGUCAGUUUAAAGGUGACCUACAUAACAAACAUUUUAAAGUUGAAAUCUGUGUUUUAUAUAAAUAUGAUUUAUAUAUAUCUAUAUAUAAUUAUAUAAUAUAUUAUCAUAUAUAAUUAUACUUAUAUAUAUAUAUAUACACACACACACACACACACACACACACACACACACACACACACUAUAUGUGCUGUAGUAAAGACACCUCCGCUUUAAAGGGCACCUUUAAAUUUGUGAACAGCACCUUUAGAUUUGUGAAUGAAAGCAGCAGGGGCUGCGCUCCUGUAACGCCCUGUUCUGUGCACCCAUGAUCCUGGUAGUGUAAGCACCAUGCAUCAACCACAGAAUUAAUAAUAAUAGCACUGAUUAAACUUCACAGAUUUAAAAUAUAUGGACAGGGUUAUUGACAAAAACAGUGACACUACACAUUUAUAAUGGAUAAUGAUAGAUACUAGAUCAUGCAGAUUUAAUGAGUAAUUCUUUAAAAAUAAACUCCAUCCUCACACCUAAAUAGAUGCAAAGCCUGAUGUGUGCAUGCAUAUAUAGGUACUGAGGGAAGUUCGUCUGGUACUUUGUAAAAGUUUGGUGGGGGCAUGUAAGGUAUUGCUCUCCGGGACACAUCGCCAUCCAAUGAUCGCGCGUCCGCUCUGACGACGUUACCAAACGCUACCGGCUGACACGCCCCCAGCAUGGAUACAAUCAGCUCUAAUCGGCGCACAGCAUACUGUCACUUUAACGUUGGGAAGACUACAGCCACGAUGGGAGUUUUCAUACUCAAUCAAGACAAGUUUUCAGAGCUCUCAUCUUCGGAAACUUAUUUCUAGAGAAAGCAAACAGUCGGCGUUGCGCGUCCACGGUUUGACCUCGCAUGAUUUACAUGCAGGAUGCCAGUGUUGCUGAAAACCCGGUAAGAUUAGUACAAAGUGAGUUUGCUUCUGAGAGCUACCUCUUCAGCAUCACACAAAGGGAUCUACUGAGUUCAAUGGUGUUGUGUAAUUUGGGUUUGGAUGCCAUAAAGGAAGAUCGGGGCGAUUUUCAUCCUAGAAACGAAAUGGAUCACUUCGCAGCAGAGUGCCUUGUAUCAAUGUCCAGCCAAGCAAUUGUUCACGGUCCGAAAGGGAACAGAGAGAUCAAACCCGAAACUGCGGCUGCACAGAGGAACGGAGAAGAGACCAAUGAGCCUUUGAAAGAUAACUCCUCUCUCUUUGUGGUGGCGAGAAUUUUGGCGGAUUUUAAUCAGCAGACGCCCACUAAUUUUGCCGAGCAAGCAAAAAUAAAAGAGGAGGGCAUGCCACCAACGGCGACCCUAACCAGAGAUGAUGGGAACUCUGCCACACCUACCACCAUCACCGCCGACUCUGCUCUCAAACAAAGAAGCAAACGAAACAGGGGUCGAAUUGAACAUGAAGCCCCGCAGAAAAAGCACAAAUGCCACUAUUCAGGUUGUGAAAAAGUUUAUGGCAAAUCGUCCCAUCUCAAAGCCCACCUAAGGACACAUACAGGAGAGCGCCCCUUUCCCUGCACCUGGCCUGACUGCAGUAAGAAGUUUGCUCGCUCUGACGAGCUGGCACGGCACUAUCGCACCCACACUGGCGAGAAGAAGUUCGGCUGCCCCCUGUGCGACAAGCGAUUCAUGCGGAGCGACCACUUGAUGAAACAUGCACGCCGCCACUCCGACUUUCAGCCGGCAAUGUUAAAGAGGCAGCAUGGAGGAGGAAAUGCCACCGUCCCGAGCAGCACAUGCCCCGGCUCCCUCAGCGAUUACAGCCGCUCAGAUGCCUCAAGCCCGACCCUCAGCCCUACUCUUAGCCCCGCCAGCUCGCCUUAACCUGGCCGCACUUUCUGCCCACAGCGCCUGGGUCUCCAGGAUAAUUUUUUUCUUCUCUAUUCAUCUUUUUCCUCUCUUGAAAAUGGCAAAAUUAGCGCCCAUGCUAAACACCUUCAUUUGCUGUGUACUGUACUGUACAUAACUGCUUCUUGUAGUGCAAUUUUCUUGUGCAAACCCUAAAAGUGAGAGGGGGGAAAAAAAAGAAAAGAAUGCCUUUUCCAGAUGGCAUUAUUUACAUGAUGUACCAUAUGUCUGUAUUUUUAUAGCUUCUGGCCUUCAUGGCCACUUUUCCAUUGUGUUUUUGUUUUGUUUCAUUCAUUUUACAACCGAUCUGUUUGAGAGAACAAAAAAGUUGAAAGUUUUGUCAGGUAAAGAUAUUUCUUUCAUCUUUUUUCGUUUUUAUUUAAAACGGGUGAAGGAAAGGGGCUCACAUACACCUCAGGAUUCAGAACAGUUUUUUUCUCCUUUAAUAGUCACAUUGACUGCACAAUACAAGCAUCACUUUACUCCGAAAUUCAACAGAGGUUGAAUUUUGCGCCCUGCUCAGGGAUGGCCUUGUUAGCUUGAAAGAAUGAACACGAUGAAGACAGACAGCCUUACACUCGGACAAAAGGAUACUUUUCACUCUUAUUUUUUUUGGUUUAUUGGUAGGUUGGAUGGUUGGUUUCAGGGGAAACAAAUUCUGGGUUUUAACGGUCAGUCAAACUACAUUUUUAUUUGUUUUUAUUAUAGAUUUUUUUGUGAAUCAGUCUAAGAGUGGCAUAAGCACUUACCAGAUUAGAAGUGUGGAGGUAAUUGUGUUAUUAAGACUGGAAAUGACUCAAAACUAUACUUUCAACAUUGCUAUCUCCUGAAAACCCUGUACACACAGAGCUGUGCUUACUUGGGUUCUCGUUUCAAAGGAAGUCCUCUCAAUAUAGCACGAAUGUAGUGAUCAGUCCAACUUUAUAUUCCAGAACUGCCCAAUAAGGAGAAAUCAUCACUUCUCUCAGUGGAAUAAACUAGACUCCCCUUGAAAAUUCAGAGGCUAAAGUUUCAAAGCAGCUGUUUCCUCAAUAAAAAAACAGCACAUUCAUCAACUUCAGGGUUUUUACUACUGUACAACAUAUACAAAGGGACUUGUCUGGACAUAUGACUACUUCAGACUCAAAUAAAGACAAAAAGCACAUGAACAGAAUCCACCAAAGACUAAGGUGUGAAUGAGAGAACAAGAGAGGGUUUUUUUUACUCUACCCAGAGCAAGAUGGGAGGGAGGCAGGGAUGUUGGCAUUCACUCAGGUAACAGCAGAAGUCCUGGCCCUCUGCCCUCCAUCUGCAGAAGCCUUCCACUUAGGAAACGGCGUCAUCCCACAUAGGGCUAUUCAUAGCACACUAGCCAGGGAGACGUGAGCCAUUACAGUGGAGCUUUACGCACCCUGUCUCACUUACUCAAUCUGAUUAAGAAGAGUGGGAGGAAAAGAAAGAGAUGGAUUGUGGGCCGAAACAAAUGAAGUCCUUAAGCUGUGUCCUUACCAGCACAAUGCAACAAUUUUUUAGCAUCAAGCUAAUUUAUCGAAAUUAUCAAAAUUAUGCUGCGUUCAUAUCCUGUUGGAAUUACUGUAAUUUCGAGAUGUUAACUUGGAGAUUGUACACAGAGCUGUUCAUGUUAUUACAAGUUCUACGAAAACGUGAUCACUUUUUACAAGAUAGAAUCUCAUAAUUGUGGUAAUUCCGACAUGACAUGAACGCACCAACUGACUUGUCGCUCUUUGUUGUCAUGCCUGGUUUUGGCUAUUGGUAGGCUGAUAUCGAUUUUUUGGCCCUGAUGGAACCUACAGAAUUUUAUUCAUGUUUUCUUUUCUGAUUUUAAGGGAAAAUCAAUGGAAUUCUGUGGAAGGGAUGUAAACAUAGCAAAAUGUAAGUAAAUUGAGCUUAAAGUACUAUACUCUAUUUGGUAGUUGAAAGCAUCCAAAUGGCCAAAAUAUUUAAUAAACAAGCAUGCAAGGGAUGGGGAAUGCAUUAUACUUUUAUGAGUGAAAGAUGACUGAAUUCUGUGAAGUUCUUUGCAUGCAGAUUCCUCCUGGGCCUUGAAAUGCAAUAAUGAUAGUUUAGGCUUAUAGUUUUUAAAAAGCAUUUAUUUUGCUGUGUUUACACCACGAACCCACACUAGAACACCAUUUUCCUCCACCAAAAAAGGGAGCAUUUCAACUUUCUCCAGAACUGCAUACUUAGGGAAAACAUUGAUGUUAGGAAACUGAAACUGGAGGUUUCAAAGUUCAAUCCAAUUCAAAAAAAUGUUUAAACGCAAAUUCUUUAUUAUCAUUGACAAGGCUGUCGGUGGGGUUUAGAAUUGACAUAAGCCGAAAUCGUCCGACACCUACAAUCUCAAAAUGGCCAAAUAUCAGUUGAUUAACCAUAUAUCUGUCCAUCACUAGUUAGAGUACAGCUUAACAAUUCAAUGUGGACUAGAUUUUCAGAACAUAUAUGAUCACAGCUGGGUCACUGGGUGGUGUGGAGAGACCCAGGCCUCCAUGAGAACAAAGACCGCAAUCUGCAAGAGACAGGAAAGGGGUUUGACCUUAUGCGAGACAGAUAAAGACAGAGGCUUUAUCAUGAGCAGAGCACUCCAGCACAAGAAACACCCAGUCAGCUCCAUCUCCCUCUCUCUCUCAUGGAUAGAAACCUCCCUCCCGUCUGUGCUACUCCCCUCUCACCCACCAACAGCAUCCCAAAAUUCAUUGCCGGAGCUUAAAGAAGAAAAACGGCUUCGUCUGAUUGGAUGUCAUCCAAGCAGCAGGCCAAGUGGGGGGUUUAUAAUGCAGGAAGUGAAGAGCUUGAAGACAAUGGGCAAAUGUUAUGAAAUCGGAGUUGAGAAUGUUGGGAAUUUUCAGAUGAGAUGUUAUCAGUGUUUUUUGUUUUGUUUUUUCCCAGUUUGACACUGUUGACUUCUAGGACUAACUCAGUCACUCUUUCUUUAAAUUACUGUACAAACGUUUUCACAAGCACAGGAAAACCCUCACAUACCCUUUUUUUUACUGUUGCGGGAAUACUGGUACAUCAGCAUGACCGCUCAAUACAUUACCUCAAUGAACCAUAAAAGCAGCUGCUUUCAAACUUGACUCAUUAAAAAGGCUCUUACAAAAAGAAGUACUACUAAAUUUGUAGAUUUAUAUUCAUACAUAUCAACUGAACAGAUUUACCGUCCUACAUCGCUUCAGUCUGCGAGGAUGAUAAAGGGUCAUCGUGAGAAAAUGUCUUGCUGUUUUACUCACUCAGGCGAAAGGCAUACUAGACCCUCCAGGAUUUGUGGCACCACUAUCCAAACUUCUGUGGCGCUUCUGUGGUCUUUCUCUGUCACACUUUCCCAUACAUGCAAUGUUCCUAAAAUGUCACUUUAAUAUUUAGCACGCUUUCUAUUACAGUUCUCUUUCAUAAGCUCAUUAAUUAACACCAGCCAUCUUGUGUUGUCUUCAUUACAACCCAACCAAUGUCCACCCCAGUGCCCAAUGUUGGGAGACCAGCAUCAGUGCUGCCCAGCUGGAAGAGCACUGUAGGGCUUGAGGAGCAGGUGGGGAGGCCUGUGAAUGCCAGGCCUUGUCCCCCCUUUAUCCUUGCUUUGCUAAUGUCCCCCCAUCCCCCUCCCAGUGCCCUCUCGCAUGGCCCUCUAACAAUCUUGGCAUAAUCAGGGCUUUCUCUCAUUUUUCCAGCUAAAGAAAACACCCCUAAUGAAAAUAAACAGUGCUGCGGUUGCAUUAUUCCUGCAAUAAAGCCAUCUUUCUGUGGACACACCCUUCCCUUGCCCCUUAAAGUAAUUUCAGCGGUAACGUUUGAAGGCUGUGCCAACGUUUUUCCACAUAGUGUUACGUCUCAUGCACAGAUGAGCGCUCUAGCCUUUCAAAGUAUACUCUUUUGACCACGAGCGCAUAUAGAAGAGUUCGAUGCAUGCGCACUAUGACUGCUUUGUGACACACUUAUGUUCAGUCAACGCCAGACGCAUGCGCCAGCAACGCGCAAAGAUGCUGAUUGUCCACGUGUUUUGAAAACUGGGCUGCACAUGGACAGUCUGUGCAUACUGUGUCGAUGACGGUAUAUGCAUCACUCAUACUGCGCUUGAGAUGUAGCGGCAGGCAGAAAAAUGAAAUAAACGCUUGUUUUAAGAUGGAGUUAGCUUUACUUCCAGAGUAAGAUGACUUGGAGAGUUCUCCAUCUGUGUACGCUCACUGUGUGCAAGAAGUUUUAAUCAGAGAUAGCCAUUUAUGGUAGUUCUCUUGAAUUGCCAUUCAUCGUAUUUGCAAAUACUUCUCACUGCUGGUCAGCAGAGGGUAUUUUACCAGGCACAGAUAAGCAGGUCCGACACAACAUCCUCUUUAGUACUUUUCAAACCCAAUAAAACAGGGUGCCAUUGGCUGUUAAGUCUCUCGCAUUUGUGUACUGGUUAGACAGAGUAUACUCAACAAAGUAUAUGUAUAUAUAUUUUCCUGCUAAUAUGUUCUGAAAAAUGUAAUUGCUUAAUGUAAAUUUACAGUCAACUCACAGCCCGGGUUAUUGUGAAUUACAGGUGAAACACAAACAUGCGUCUCUUAUGUUCAUGUAUUUUCACUGUAACAAUAUUACUUGAAUGAGAAGCAAGACCAUUGAACACAGAUGGAAAUAUGUCUAGGUCAUGACAAGUCAAACUGUACCGUUUCUUAACUUACAACCCAGCUAUCACAAAUUGUGUGAACUUGGAUGUAUUCAUUUCUCUUUAUUUGUUAAACAUUUCAGCAUUGUGUUGUAAUUUUUUCUGAAUAUUUUCUUUGGAUUUCUGUGUAGAAGUCACAGAUAGCCGUGCUAUUAUUAUAGAUUUUUCUUGCGAAUAUUGUAAUUAGUGUUUCAUAACGCUUUCUUUUCUGUCUGCUGCGACGAUGCUUGUCCUAUGCUAGAAGAGAGGAGUAGAAAUCGGACUAAUCUUUUUAUUGAAAGACAAUGAGCUCAAAUAGCAGGACAUCGGUGUAAUCUCCACAUAUAGGGAAGAAAAGGGAAAUAUCCUGACUUCUCAAAUGAAUCGCAGGUGAAUUAAUGCAUUCGAUAUGGCAUAGCCAUAGAGACCGUGGCAUUGUGAGUAGAUAGUCACACAUUCAUAUUUAAUUUUUGUGUUUGUUAUUUAAAAUUAUUGAAAUUCCAGCAGGUGUUCAAAUUUUAUUUCGUUUUUGUCAUGCAUCUUUUCAUGCAUCAAAACUCAUCCCUCUAUAAUAACGGAGUAGGUUAUUCAUUUUCUUUUUUGGAUGGGUUGGGAGAUGGAAAUUGAUGGAAUUCAUAUCUGAAAGAAUUGUAAAUUUUAUGACAAUAUUUUUUUAUGAAUUAUCAGGUUCUUAAGAGCCACAAAGCAUCAUACUGGAAGCGAAUCGUCUUUCGCUAAAUUAUUACAACAUGUGGAUUGCAUAAACCCACAUUCCCAAUUCAUCGAGAAAUGAUUUGAUAUUGUAUAUGGCCAUUUGUUCACAGAAUUCAACGAAUGACUUUGAUAGCGCUUGAAUGAAUUUAGCACAGACUAAACAAGUCUUUGAUCCUAUGUUCAACAAUUGACGUGUUAGUUCAAUAAUGAGUUCCAAAGGCAUUAGAAGGAUUACAUCACUAACCGACAGACAAUUGAAAUAUACAGUGAUAAGUGAGAUAAAAUGACAUUGUACAGUUUUCUAUGAGUGAUGUUUUUAAGUGUAUGUAGCGGGUGGAUGAUAUGUAUUAGAUGAGUGAGUAUUUCUAAAAACUAGAUUCUCAUCUGACGUGAUCUUGUACUUUAUUUGAAUUUUUUUGUUUUCCUUUAGUUAUGUUUGCUUCAUUUUGUCAUUGUACAGUUGGGAACAAAUGCACAUGUUAGUAAAAGUGAAAACUCGGACAUUUACCUGUUGAACAUCUUAAAAGAAAGCUCUACCAUUCCAAAGGAUUGCAAAUAUAUUUGCUAUAAAUUUGCUGCUUAUAUCCAACCAAUGCAUCAAAGCUUAUUUUCUUCAAUGUAUUUAUUUUACAGUUACUCUUUUUGUAAUAUAUGUACAAUAUAUCUUUUGUUACUAGUUCAGUUCGGUACUAAACAAAUGUUUUGUUUUUUUUCAUUUCUUGUAGGAUUUCUUUUGACUUAUUAUUUGCCUGUAAUCAUCUACUUAGUCUCCUUAUUUGGUAAAGAAACAGCCAUGCCAUGAUCUGAUAACUUAAACGAAUAGUUCGCCCCAAAAAUGAAGCUUCUGUCAUCAUUUUCUUUUUUUGGCUUAACAAUUUCUUUAAGCAGAUCAUCCUUGACCCUCUCAGAGAAGUUAAAAUACAAGAUGGCUUCCAAGUGUUCACUUAUCAGUUCCAGAAUGGUCUAUUCAUACAAACUGAGUCUGUUUUGAAUAACCAAUGUUCUCAGUGCUGAAGGAAGCUGAUGUUGUAGUUUGAAAAGCUGAAAGAUUUGCCAAGGACGCCAUAGUUUGGUUAAAUGCCCCUCACUUUUAUCUUAAUGGAAUAACAGUACCGGGUGACUGCAUUACUUAUGUUAAAUUCUCGUUUUAAAGACUCAAUACCAAAGGUUUCAGGAAAGAAUGAAUAACAAUGUUACAAAAUUGGAAUUCAGUCUAACAUUUGAUGGUUUUAGAGAGAGAAAAAUAAUUGACAAAAGUUAUAACAUACAUAACUUACCCUAUAAAUACAUGACAGUUUUUCUUACUCUUAAAGUAUCAGCCUUUUGCUAUUGGAAGCAAUCAAAGUAGGUCAGAGAGAUAUGCAUAAUCAUACUAACUUUGUCUAGAAUAUCCCUAAUUCGCUAAAACCCACAGUUAAAAUAGCUUUUUUGAUUUGACAUAGUCCCAGAAAUACAUACUGUGAAGAUCUGCACAUGCAAAGCAACAGUAGUUUGUCCAGCACUUUCUUUAUAGUCCCAUCAUGCAGUUUAGGCCUUUAUUGCAGACGGUAUGUUGAUGUAAAGACCAUUAUUGGUGAAAAUUACACUGUGCUUCUGCAGUUAGAUGUUUCUCCAAAGAACCUAUAAGUAGAUGCCAUAUAGUAAUUGUUUCAUGAAAGCUUUAGAGACAUCAACACACUUUGGGAUUUACUAGACUGGAACUGCACCUUUAGAAAUGAAUAUUUACUAUGUCAUGGCCUAACAAACAUCAUUUACUUGAGGUCUGCCUAAUGGAUGGCUGUCAUUUUUAAUGGUGGAAGUGGAUUUAGAUUUUAGCCCUAGCUUAGGUUUGACUGUUGUUUAUGUUUCGUCUCCUGCUCGACAUAGGAGAAUCUAACUGCUUUUGAGGGCUGUGGUCAUUUCUGUUUGUCUUGGUGUCUGCCAAGCCAUGCGGAUGGUUUCAUACACACUCGCUUCUGUAAAAAGCACAGGGCGCCAAUUUGUCUUUGAUUCCCUGUUGUUAUGGCGCGAGCGUGACCUAGCAACUCCACGAGGCUAAACUCUGUGCCACUCCCUCGGGGAGAUUCUACCAGACGAACCCCCACUGAUAAUACAUUCAAAAUUCAUUUAAAAUAAAAUGCAUUUCCCAUAAAGAUAAAACGGCAUAAACACCCUGCUUCUCUGAAGUUCUGAAACUUCAAAGCACUGUGAAAGAGGCAUUUCACAUAUUUCAUUGCAAUCUUCAUGUGACGUUUCAAAUCAGUUAGGGUGGUAAAUUCAUUCAAAUCCCUUCCUCUCCAAACAUACCAGUUAAAGGGCUAGAUCAUCCAAAAAUGAAGGCAUUUACUCACCCUCAUGUCGUUACAUGUGACUUUCUUUAUACUGUGGAACACAAAAUAAGUUAUUUAUAGCAAUGUGUCCAAGCAGCUCUUUUUCAUACAAUGGGAGUGAAUGGUGACCUUGGCUGUCAAGUGAUUUUAAUUAAAAUAUACUUAAAUUAGAAACGUGUUCCUUGCACAAAGCUAUCAUAUGACUAUAGAAGACCUGGAUAUAUAUUCCCUAAGUUGCAUAGACUACUUCAGUGAUGCUUUUAAGGUGAUUUUUGUCCUUUUGGAGGUUUACAGCCUCUACUCCCCAUCCACUUUCAUUGUAUGGAAAAGAGCAGCUUGGACAUUUGGUUAAACUUCUUCUUUGGUGUUGAACGGAAGCCAUACGAGUUUGGAAUGACAUGAUGGUGAGUAAAUGAUGAAAAAUGUGUUUGUUUUGUGUGAACUAUCCCUUCAAGUACAUCAUGUGCUAACACCCUCCGAUCUUAGAGAUUUCAAUAAGUGUUGUAUAGAAAGUUAUAUUGAGGCACUAGUGGCCUCAUGCUGUCUUGUAGACGUUCGCGACGUGAACUCGACUUGCCUUCCUAUUGUGCAUAUUUGUCUGUAUUUCUGUCUAUAUUAACUACACCAUGUGAUGCCUGCUCCAGUCUAUACGGCACUGGGUUCCUAUUUCCCAGUACAUCUGUACUUUGUUCAAUAGCUCUUCUUCAACAAUGGCCAGUUCCACUCUCCAUAACCUCAUUUAAAAUACUGCCACAUAAAUUACCAGGUUUUUUUUCCUGUUUGUUUUGCAAUCAACCAAAUCACUACAGUGAAGUAUUACAGUUGUACAGUUCCUUGAAUUAUUCAGAUGAUAUUGUUGCUGGUCUAUGGUUGCUCUGCUGUACCUUUUUAUUACUUUUAUUUUUUACAUGUUAGACAAUAUCGUGACUAUGUCCUAUGCAAAUAUGAGAAUUAACAAGAAUCGGUCAAAUAAUGUGUUGUCUUAACUUGUAUGCAUGAAAUAGUGAUGUUUACAUUUGAGAAUAAAUUCAUAAGUAAGACGCAGA
Molecule: messenger RNA, 11957 nt
Organism: Xyrauchen texanus (razorback sucker)
Lineage: Eukaryota; Metazoa; Chordata; Actinopteri; Cypriniformes; Catostomidae
Product: Krueppel-like factor 13
Exons: 2
Coding region: 2290-3249 (319 amino acids)
Biological process (GO): regulation of transcription by RNA polymerase II
Molecular function (GO): RNA polymerase II cis-regulatory region sequence-specific DNA binding; DNA-binding transcription factor activity, RNA polymerase II-specific
Source: RefSeq, a predicted model, not a curated record